This is a messenger RNA of Caenorhabditis auriculariae, 10459 nucleotides long. NCBI's taxonomy places the organism in Eukaryota, Metazoa, Nematoda, Chromadorea, Rhabditida, Rhabditidae. The record is from the annotation of a GenBank genome assembly.
AUGAGCAGCCGUUACUUGGAAAGGUUUUCUCUGAAUUGUGGAAAGAUCAAAAUACAAUUGGUUUUAAGGCUGGCCAAAAUCGAGCAAGUCUUACUCAUCGAAAACAAAAAGAUUGACAUUGCGGAGCUGCGAGCCGGCUGCAGCUACGGUAAGUGGUUGGGAGGAUUUUUUGGGAAAACUUCCCAGAAAGAUUGGGAAAUCAAAUUGUCAUUUGAAUAAAUAAUUCGAGUAUCAAUGAGAAUUUUUCAUUUUUUUGGGCAAGUUCCUAGUCUAAAAAAAGUUUAUCAAUUACUUUUUUUAAAGUGCCAAGUUGGAUAUAGCUCUAAAGUUUAAAAACAACUGAAAGAAAUAAACAGAAAAAAAUUUGCUGAGUAGGAAAGCGAUGAAGUAUUUUUUUAUUCAAUAAGUUGAUUAAAUUAAUUUAAACAAAAAAAUUUCGCCGCUUUCCCUUUGUGCAAGAAACUUCUAUCCAACGUAUUUCAGGCGUUCCGGAACAGCUGCGACCGCUCGCCUGGAGGCUUCUUCUCAACUUUUUGCCUUUGGAAAGACAUAAAUGGGUUUCUCAUUCUAUGGUGAGACAGUUUCAGUUCCAAUCAAUUGGCGAUUUUUGCAGCAACAACGGAAAAACUAUGACUUGCUGGUUGAGCAAUUUGUCGUGGGAGAUAAAUCUGCGGCAGUUCAAAACGAUCAUGUGAGUUUUUCUGGAAUUUUUUUACCCUAAAUUUUUUAGCCGCUUUCCGACAGUCCGGCAAGCGAUUGGAAUGUGUACUUUCAGGUUUGAAUAUUUUUUGAUUUUUGCUCAUUCUUCUUACUGAAGGACAAUCGCAUUCUCGCACAAAUCGACAAAGAUGUUCGUAGACUGUACCCGGAGAUACAGUUUUUUCAGAUCUUCACCAAGUUCCCACACAGGUGAGUGGCCAGUUUGUUCGCAGAAAGAGAUUAUAUCAUUUGGAUACUCCUUUCUUCAUGAUAAAUACAACUAUCAGGUUGUUCUUAUAUCUUUCACUUGCUCAUUUUUGAAUAAUCAAUUUUGGAAAGUCUAAUACUUCUUUUCGAGUAACAAUAUAUUCAAGUUUUUCUAAAAGCCUCAUAUUCGCAAGAGCAAUCGCUUUUAAUUUUUUAAGUGAAGAGAGCUGGAAAUUCAGCAAAGCUACAGUAACCCAGUUUUGCGAAAUCCGCUGAAAUAUAAAAUUGAAAAGAUUUCACCACUGCUAUUCUUUUUCCAACAGGAGCAUCUGAAAAUAGUAGUAAUAAUGAUGUGUCUCUUUGCUUCAAAUCAGAAUGACAGUUCAAUUUUUUAAAAUUUGAAGCAGUCAAGUUUACGCCUAAGUGAUCUUGAGAGAAGUUUAUUAAAAGUGAAGUGCUCAACUGUCGUUUUUUUACUGUGAAAUGUUCCAUCUAAUUUUAACAAAAUCCCAAUUUAUUUUGGAUCAUUACAGUAAUUGUUUUUUUUAUCACAUGAGUUGAAAAGGAAGGUUGCUUUAUCAGUUCGUUGAUAAGAUAUUUUUAUAAACUGUACGAGUUUUUGCACUAUUAAACGUCAUGUUUGACUUUCUUGUUGAAAAGUGCAUCCCUUAUCACAUUUUUAGAAAUGAUUACAAGCUGGAGGCUCUAAUUUCAAAUAAAGUUUGGUCGGCUUACGGUAGACGGAAGUCUAAGUGCUUAUUACGAAGCUCCAAACAGACAAUUGAGAAAAGUAUUCAUAAACAAAAUUGGUUUCAUCUACUUUUGAGGGAAAAUUAGAAUAACUGUUUGAAAUUUUUUUGAAAACCUUAUGGAAGGUUUUUUUUUGGAAAGUUGAUGUACAGUACUGGCCAUAAAGAUAUUUCAAAGUGGUUAUUCGAGCAUAACUUCUCUGAAAGUGGCUCAAAUGAUUUGAAACUUUGAACAAAUUUUAAAUAACUACGCAGUAACUAAUUCCCAAAAGGAGAACUCAUUUGCUCAAGUAAAACCGGAUUUGAGAGCAAAAAACCGAAAAUCGUGAAAAUGAAGAUUUUUCUCUUGAGAUUCGAAAAAUCAUAUCUUCGAAGAAACUUCGAUUUGAAAUCAGAAACUUUUUUUCCCGGUAAAACAAGUCUUCGACUUUCCAAAAAACUUAAUCAGCCCCCUAUCAACCCGAUAGUAAGAGCGUAGUGACUUUUCUUUGGAAGGCCUUUUUCGUUUUGACGCCUUGUCAUUCAGAUGGACUAUACGAGGUCAUUUAUGUUUGAGAACACCAUGUUUCUUGUUAAAAACUUAAAAACACCCUCAAGAAUAGUUUCACACCGUUUUCUUCAGCUUUGUCACUAUAUCCUCUCUCCAGAACUCGCUUACUUCACUAGGUCUGAUUUUGAAACCUCUGAUUUGGAGCGGUUCUGCUCGUUUUCCAAAAUCAGAACAUUCUCAAUUUCUUAUUUCAGAUUCCAAAGCUUUUUCAGAAUCUUUAUGAAUAAAAAUAAAAAAAGACUCACUGUGUUUCGCUUACUUACUCAAAAGAUAUAGUGAGUUAUACUGAGUUUCUUAAAGUUCUCAAAACUUCAUUUCAACAAGUGUUGCUUAGAAGGCUCUAAAUCUUGUGAAAGAUGAUAAAAAAACCCCUUUUUUUAAUUUUUAAACGUUUAAGAUUAUUAGAUAAAUUUGUAACUCCUCUUUAUAGCUCUCAGGUCAAAAAUAGGCACUGUAAAACGUUUCUUCAAAAUUUAUGGGAAAAUAAGUUUUUGAUCUUGUGAAACUAAUGCUUCAGCAAAAAAAUUAGCAGUCUUCAGGAAGUGGGAGACUGCAAUUUGGCCAUUAUGUAUUUUCGAAUUCACGAUUGAAAAGCGAUUGAUCAGACAAAAACUGCUUUGAAUGCCCGUAAGUCCAGAAAAACUGUUUGAAUCCGAGAUUUCAAAAUCAGACCUAAUGAAGUAAGCGAGUUCUGGAGAGAGGAUAUAGUGACAAAGCUGAGGAAAAACGGUGUGAAACUAUUCUUGAGGGUGUUUUUUUAAGUUUUUUUAACAAGAAACAUGGUGUUCUCAAACAAAAAAAUGACCUCGUAUAGUCCAUCUGAAUGACGAGGCGUCAAAACGAAUAAGGCCUUCCAAAGAAAAAGUCACUACGCUCUUACUAUCGGGUUGAUAGGGGGCUGAUUAAGUUUUUUGGAAAGUCGAAGACUUGUUUUACCGGGAAAAAAAGUUUCUGAUUUCAAAUCGAAGUUUCUUCGAAGAUAUGAUUUUUCGAAUCUCAAGAGAAAAAUCUUCAUUUUCAGGAUUUUCGGUUUUUUGCUCUCAAAUCCGGUUUCACUCGAGCAAAUGAGUACUUCUUCUGGGAAAAAGUUACUGCGUAGUUAUUUAAAAUUUGUUCAAAGUUUCAAAUCAUUUGAGCCACUUUCAGACAAGUUAUGCUCGAAUAACCACCUUGAAAUACCUUUAUGGCCAGUACUGUAUUAGUUAUUCUCACGUUAACGCUGAAAUAUUGAUUGAAGAAUAAAUGUUUAAUUAUGAUGAACAAGUUUGUUUCAGAGAAGCUGUGAAGUUCCCUCUGUCUCGGAGAGUGGUUGGCUCUGAACUGGAGACUCAAGUGUACGGCACUGACAGAUUCGGAGCAUUAAGUGUGAGUCUGAUGCUCUGAUAAUCGAGUAUUCAAGAAGGUUCAGUGCGUUCAAAAGGCGAAAUCUCCCCUUCCAGAAGAACAAAGUGAAGAAAACACCAGCGAGCUUCAUUGGCAGGUGAUUUUGCUUACGAAAAGAAAACAAAAAAGACAGGACAAAAUGAGUGAUUUUCGUAGAAUCACAAGAUCUGAAGAAAAGGAUUACGAUAUACGUUGUACCUGAAAUUCCGCGGCUCAGAACGCAAAAAAGAGACUACAAUUCCCAUGACAUGCGAUCUCAUUUUUUGCUGUCCUUUCUUCAUUUUUCUGUUCUGUAGAGAUCGGGAACGAAGGAUACAAUUGUUAUGAUAAGAAAAAUCUCUAGUAUUUAUCAUCUGUUUUUGUCGAAAAGAGCGAGAUGAUCUUUAAGACGACGGAGAAAAUUCUAUCUUUUUUUGUACCUUGAUCUCUUGGAAUAAUUUAUUAAGGCAUACUGUAAGAUAGGAAAUUAGUUUUAAAAGUGCAUUGAUGCUUUAUGAAUUCAAAUAGUUUACCCAGAGUCCCUCGAUGUUCAAACUAACAUGGAUGCUAUAAAUUUGUGAGUAAGAACGCUUUUUUGCAAAUUAUCAUAUACCCACAUAGAAGCAUUGGCAAGUAUGUGAGGAUUUUUCAUAGUUUUAUCACACCUUAACCUCGGAUUUGUAACGCAAUCAUCUAUUUGAAAUGAUCAUUCCGAAACGGAUGAGUAGAUUUUAAUCUUCAAAAUUCAUUCGACGCUUCUGAUUACUUUUUUUUUUAAGUUUGAAGUUCAAGUUACUCAAGCUGCCUUAUGUUGUCAAGUUGAGAAUCAGUUUUUUUAUUUUCUAAAAAGGACAAAUCUAGGAAAAAAAACGUAAUUAAUGUAAAAAACGAAUUGAGGGUGGUUUAAUCUUUUGAACUUUUCCUAAAUAAAGGUCACUUACAACUUUUUAUGACCACUUUGCUCCCAAGCAAUUCCGAGCUAAAAGUUUCUUGUAGGUCAACGUUCUGAUGUUUUUAUUUAUAUUUCUCUUUUGUGUGGGAGUUUUGAGAAACAGUUUGAAGAGAAUCAGAGCUUCAAGUGUAAUGAACGGAGCAAGAUGUCUCAUGAGCUUCUAACAGAGAAAGUUCUGCGAGCACAAAAAAAUGACGUACACUAAAGUAUUUUUUAUUAAAUUUUGCAGGUUGUCGAACGAAUCCUUUUCAUAUUUGCCAAACUGAAUCCCGGUGUCCAGUACGUACAGGUAUAUUAUCAAAACAAAUGUCAUUAGUCAAUCUGUAAAAUUCUAGGGAAUGAACGAGCUGAUAGCUCCAAUCUAUUACGUUUUUGCAUCGGAUAGUGAUCUUGAAUGGGCGGCUCAUGCAGAGGCUGAUACUUUCUUCUGCUUCCAGGUUUGACCAAAAAAUGUGAUAUUUCAAUUGAUUAUGAGCUUGCAGCAACUAAUGAGCGAAGUAAAAGACAAUUUCAUCAAAACUCUCGAUAAUAGCAUUUGUGGGAUAGGUAAGUCAGAUUAUUAUCUUGAGAAUUUAUUAUCUUAUUCAGAGUCGAUGAUGUCAAGUUUUCAUGCAAUGUUGGCUUCUUUCGAUAAUCAACUCCAUCAACAUCUCACAGAGCGACUUUCAAUCAAACCCCAGGUAUUUGAAUCCAAACGUGAUGUAUUGGAGCCUGAGAGAGUAAAAUUCCAGUUCUACGCCUUCCGAUGGUUCACGUUGCUUCUCAGUCAAGAGUUCCCUUUGCCUGAUGUGAUCACUCUUUGGGACAGCCUUUUCUCGGAUUCUAACAGGUGCCGAGCUGCAGAUUUCUCUCUAUCACUAGGAAGGAAACCACUCAGAAUUGACAUCGUAGAUCGAGUUCAAACUUUUGUAGUAGAUGAACUUGAACUAAAACAAAAAAAAAGAACGGAAAAAUCAAUUUCAUAGCGCUAUAAAAUAAGGAGUAUUUUUUUUUCUUGCGGAGGCUUGAAAAUUGUUGACGUGAUUUGUGAUCUUUUUUUUGCUAUUUCCGUUCAAAGAAAGUCUGGAACAUAAAAUAUCUCUCAUGUUGUGCAUCUAAUUUUCACAAUAACUCUGGAAAAAUAAUAUAAUAAAAUCAAAGUGUUUUUGACUGAAGGGUAGAAAAAGAUCAACCUACAAACUCAUUUUUUGCUAUAAAUACAAUCUUUGUAUCACAUAAAACGAUAAGUGCAGACCAAAAAAAAAACCACGCUUGGAAAAUUGAAAAGUUCCCACCACCGUAUACUAUCGGCGAAAUCCGAUUCGAAGAGCUUAACAUCUUCCUCUGUUGCUGAAACAUUUCAGAGGUUUCAACAAACAAAAAAUAGAAAAGCUUCUCAGUGUUAUGUUUGGUCUUUAUUUGAGGAUGUAGCUUCUAGAUGUCAAGACUGAAUACUUAGCCGGCUUUGCGGGAAGUGCCGAGUGGGAAAGUUCAUAAAAACAUUGAAACAACUUGGACUCGAUGAAUCAAAAUUAUUGGAAAUGAUUCAGAUUCUCGUUGCUGUCGUUUGUUUGUCUGGCGAUGCUAGAACUGCAACGAGAUCACCUGCUUUGUGGAGAUUUUGCUGAAUGUGUGAGACUAUUGCAGGUUCGCAUAAUUAUAUUCUACAAGAGAAAUAGACAUUGUCAUUUUUAGAACUACCCAGCUUACGACGUAGCUGCCAUCGUUUGUUUGGCUCGAGAGAUAAUGGAAGGAAAAGCUGUGAAACCAUCGAAAGAAAUCUCAAAAACUGGAAAAAUUGGUCACCACGUCCGUCAGCUCUCCGAUACCAUUAGAAACUUUUCUUUGGCCAAAAAAUAACGCUCUUUAAGAGACUAAAACUUAUUUUUAAUGUACUUAUGCCAAAAAUAAUGAAUUACCUCAAACACUUUUUUGUUUCAUGUUUCUCAAAUGCUAAGAGUUCAUUUAUUCGAUUAUAUUGCCUUUUUCUACAUUGUUUAAUCAUUUUUAUAUAAUCAUUUUUUUCAGUAGUUAUAAAUUGGUGCCUUCACUUUGAUACCUGUAUAUUAGCGUGCGAAACUCCAACUUUGCCUAUGAUGGUGCUGGAACUCACGUGUACCUUUCUGUGCUACGAAAAAUUUACGCAUUUUAUGACUUUAUUUGCUCCAACAAAACAGUUUCCAGAUAUUUUUAAUCAAAUUGAGAAUUUGAAUUUUAUGUCUUUUUAAUAAAUUGUUUUUCUACCGUUUGAUUACUUCUGCAGUUGAGAAAAAAACAGAGCUAGACAUUCAAAAACUUAGAAGGAACAAAUUUAUAUCACACCCUAUUCAAAAACAUUUUAUGGAGACGUUAGAGGGAAACAAAUGAUUUUUUGAACUUUUUUAAAGAGAUUCUAGUUGAAAAAGAACACAACAAGUUUUUCUGAAGGUUUCUCAUUACUUUAAUCCUCUACAAUUACGUCAUGACGCCCCUUUCUCAAAAGGUCAUCGUUGCUGUAAAAAAUGAACAAAUUUGUUCAUAAUUAAACGCGUCAAAUCCUAUUGACAACUGUGUAUAAGGGAGCAUAGGGAAGUGACUUCAGGAAAUAAUCGUCUUAAUUCUGAUUCAUUCUAGCCAAACAAAUAAAUUCAUUUCAAAACACCAUGUCAAGAGGUAGAUCCUUUCCCAUAGUUAUUCAUCACUGUGUUUUGAAAAAACGACAGGCGGAGCCAUGCCCUUUUUUAUGUGCCGGUCGCUAGUAUAAAAUCGCUGCGAGAAGCAGGAGAAGCUACCGUAGGAUGCAACUGCUCCAGCUCUACCUGACUCUCGCCCUGCUAUCUCUGGUCCAAGCUACCGAGUAUGGUCCAAUGAGCGACAACUUUGUCGACUAUCUAUCACGGUAAGUAAAGUUAACGAUUGGAAUUUGUGAAAUAUUUUACUGGCCCGUAGUAAAUUCUGAUCAUCAAUUCAUGAGUUAUGAUACUUAAUGAAUAUCCAUCUAUCAAGCAAAUAUUUUUGUGAUACAAAACCAAACUUUAAGAUGAGGUCAUGCUUCUGACACCCUCUUAAAAUUUGAUUUAUCUCUGAUUUUUUUAAACUGUAGGCGGUUUUUUUUCGAGAAAUAAUGGAUCUCUCAGUUAUUUGCCACCCAGAAAGAAUUUUCUGAUAUAGUAUAACCUUCACUCCAACAGAUCAAAUCAAACUUUCAUAAAUUGAUGAGAUCGAAAAAAAAUGAAUUCAUAGCGAUAAUUUAAAAGCUACGACCCGUAUGCAUAAUAUAAAGUUUUGAAAGCGAUUCUUCAUCAAAAAUGAAAAUGCACUAUAUACUACAACUAUUAGGAAAAAUUGGAAGGAGUUUGGCCUUCCCGGUGGUUAUUCUCACAAAAAUGUGAUUCAGGAAUAAAACCAAACAAAUUGUAGACUCAGCCCUACAGCGUUGAAUUUCGGGUACUCAAGAAUAAGUCGGUUUUUUUUAGCUCGCCAGUGCAAAACGCAUAUGCCUUGAACCAGAUCAAACAGUACGGCUCGACUGGAUCUUUUGGCGGCAAAACUUUUCCUGGCGACGAGGUAAAAGAAAUAAGGGAUUUUUCCUAUCAAUUUGAAGAUAACAAAGCUUUUCAAUAGGAGUUCCUUUCAGUUAGUUAACAUAUUUUGAAAUUUUCCCAGAAGAAUUCAUCGUUUUUUUGAAAUCUCCUAUUUUCAGUUCAUAGCUGCCUAAAAUUAAAUGAAUCGGGAACAGAAUAAAAUAGCUCAAAAAUAUCUUUUUUUCUUUAAUCGACUUUCAACCUUACCUAUUUUUUCGAUUUUUCCGUUGAUUGUUUGAUGGAAGAUUUGUUCAAUUCCGAGAUGAUGAUCAUAUCUGCAAAAAGAAUAUUUCAAAUCUUCCGAGCUUUUCAUGAGGUCUCGCAAAAAUUUUUUUCUUGGAAAUAUGAUCAUGUUUGAAUGCAUUUGUAGUUUAUGCGCUUUGAGCCGAGCUGUUCUCGAACCACUGAAAUCUCUUCAGUACCAAAAUUAAAAUCUUUCAAAAAAACAUUUCUUAUAUUUACUUUUUUUAUUCAAUUAUACCAUCCAAGGAAACGUUCUGUGUAUUUCUAGGGGACAAUUACAUUUCUAAACCUAUCAAAUAGGUUUCUAGAAUUAUAGGUAUCUUGAUAAUAAAAUAUCACCUUUUUGAAAAUUUGUUUUAAAACUGGACAUGUGAUUUGAAGUGUGCACUACAAAGUUUGAAGUCGUAAGCCAUCAGAACACAAUGCAGACUAAAAUUGGAAACCAGGAACAAUUGAGUUCAUUUUAAAGAUUCCUUAGGCACUUCAGUCUCAAGCUGACCUGACAAGUCAUGAAAAACCAAUAAACUUGUUAAUCUACAAAGUCGAAAUGUUGAGAUUAGAAUGCAAAAAAAAAGUGGAAAGAGAUAAAUUUUUUAAAGAAGAUAAAGAUAAAAAUUAGGCUAAUCUCUCAAGGAAAACUACAGUUGAAUGCGUAAAAGCAAAAAAAAAACGAAUUAUUCAUAGCUAAUCUCAUUACUGUUGCGAACCGAGAGCGAGAAUAAUAUUAAGACAGGGAACUUUGAAAAAAAAGUAAAGUAAACCGAAAUUGUAGGAUGAAAGAUGAACCUGAUCAAAAAAUGAAGUAGUACAGAUGCAGCUCGAACUGAGAGAUUCAGUCAAACAUUUUUUUCAGUCCCUGUGUAGAACGAAUUUGAGAUGGAAAUCCAAAACUGACAGAAAAAUACUGUUAAGCAAAUAUCCAUUUUCAGCCUGAAAAGAUGCCUGUUCUCUUCAUUCACGGCAACUCGGACUCCGCUCUCAAAUUCGGCUCGGGUCUCUUUUCUUCCGGCUGGAACAACCAAAUACGCUACUUUACCGCGAGAGGCUACAAACUGUCCGAGCUCUACGGAAUCACCUACGGCGAUCGCAACAUUACGAACUCCUACUUGAGGUUUCGCAGUAGCACUUCAUUGUACUUAGCAAAUGUUCUCCAGACGGUUCAAUUGCGAAGAUCUCAUGGGCCAUCGGAAAUUUCUGGAAGCAAUUUUGGGCUACACCGGCUUCUCUAAAAUCAACAUCAUCGCGCAUUCGAUGGGCGUCAGCAUUGCUAGGAAAAUCAUCCGUGGAGGAAUGGUAAAUUCCAGGUUUUUAGUACUGAAGUGAAAUUAACAAAAUAUACAUACUUCCACAAAAUUUGAAAAAAUAAAAAAAAUAUGAAAACAGAAAUUUUUUAGUAUAAUGGUAUUUGCAUUCUACGUUAGAAAAUCGAAUUAUUUUUCAAGCUCCGCACCGACAAUGGAACUUGCGACCUCGGACCGAGUAUUUCCCAGAACGUCAAAACGCUUCUGGGAAUUUCCGGAGCCAACUAUGGAAUGUGUGCUUGCCAGAACGCGUCUCAGCUUCCAGCUUGUGGCAAAAAAGUAACAAAAAGGUCCAUAAAGCUAUAUACCUCAAAAAAUUAAGCUCGGUUUUUUUCCCGGAAGCUGCGAAGGACUGGACUGCUUGAGCGACAAGCCAUGUCAUCAUGUUUGUUCUGGGGAAAAAAAAAAUAUCACCAACGAUUUUUUAUAGCUGGCAUAUUCGCGAUUCCUCCAUGAUCUCAACAAAGGAUUGACCAAGGAAGCCGAAACAGUGGUCAGCUUCUGGAGUCAAAGUGAGUACGAUAAUGCUGGAAACUUGCAGCUAAUGAAUAUGUUUCCACCUCGUGCGGUCAGAAUUUCUUUUUGAAAAAUCAUUUUCAGGCGACGACAUCAUCGGAAAUGAAAGUAAGGCUUGGGGCAGAGUGACCAGCUUGAUCCCCCACAGCAACGACAAAAAGGUGAGCCGCAACACAAACGAAUUUUGCGAAAUAUUCUUUGAUUCUUUUCAAAAUAUUCAUUUUACAAAAUGAUAAACCUUUCAGGUCUUCGAAAAACUGAAGCACAUGGAAAUGAAAACCGAAACUGUCCCAGACCAAUACGCCGUCCUCAACGACGAGGUCGACUUUUUCGAGUGA